Daphnia magna is the source of this 33210-nucleotide messenger RNA. RefSeq lists its product as uncharacterized. Gene Ontology annotation, molecular function: calcium ion binding. The record is from RefSeq and is a predicted model, not a curated record. Lineage: Eukaryota; Metazoa; Arthropoda; Branchiopoda; Diplostraca; Daphniidae.
GUGAAACCGUGUCGGCAAGACGCGUAUUACGCGCACUCCCAUUUUUCGAAUUUUCUUUUCUUCUACCGGAGAAAAAGAAAAAGAAAAUAUUCUUUUUUCAUCGACGGACGCUACUUGAUUUGUUUGGAAUUUAUCUUUUUUUGACAAUUGUGACACACACACAUCUUCAAAGUCUUUGGGAGGAAGAAGAAUUUCAGAAAAAGAAAGAGCGGGUGACGCUCUCAUCCGCCCAAUCUCUCACUCCCCGGAGUAGCGCGGAGUGAGGAGCCUUUCAUCCCGGCCCCAAAUUCUCGGAUUUUUUUUUUUUCUUUUUGAAAUUCAAUUUUCAAGCAGUCAGCAAAUAAAGUGCAAUUUCUACCAGUCAUUUGAAAAGAAAAGAAACAAAAAAGGAUUUUUUUUUUUUGAAGUCAUUCGCCUAUUCAAGAAAAAAAAAGAAAACAUGAAUCAAGAUUUCAAUAAAGCCGUGCUGCGAUACAUUUUCACGCUGUUCCUCAUUACACAGAUUUCUGCCGAUUAUGGUAGAAAGAGCCCAAGCAGUGGACCUGGUCCAGGUGGUGGUAGGGCUGUGCCUUUAACCGGCCCUGUCUCUCCUCUGCUUCCAGUGCGGACGCCAUUACCCGUGGUUGCCGCAUCUGCUAAAUUGCCAACGGGAGCUAAUGUGCGACAGCAGACGAAACCUUCUAAUUUGACGAAACCCAUUUCGACGAGUCGAGGACGAGCAGCUUUAGGAGCACCGGUUUUGCGACCACGUUCUGAAGUCUUUUUCCUUCACCUCGACGACGGUUAUUUCGGGUGUCAAGUGAACGAGUCAACCGACGUCCUUCAGCUUUACGACAUUUCAAAGUUGUGCGACGGCAUAUCCGACUGUUUCCUCGGCUCGGACGAGAACCGUGGCAAACUCAAAUGCACAGGUGACUGCGUCUUAACUGAAGGUGCACGCUGCCAAAAUGGCGCCUGUCUCGAUCACGAGUGCCAUUGUAACGAUGGAUAUGGAGGCUGCGGCUGCUCGACGCCUGACGAGAACGAGUGCAAGUAUCGACCUUGUGACGUGUUCGCCCAAUGUACCAAUACCUUGGGCAGUUUCACCUGUACCUGCUAUCCCGGUUAUGAAGGCGACGGUUUCACAUGCACGGAUAUCGACGAAUGCAAGAAUCCGGAACUGGCGGCUAAAUGCGUGGAGAACGCCGAGUGCUGCAACCUGCCGGCCCAUUAUUCGUGCAAGUGCAAACCCGGUUUCCAGGGCGAUGGAGAGAAACAAUGUCUGGACAUUGACGAGUGCCAAAAUCCUGGAUCAUGCGGCCUUAAUGCCCUUUGUCAGAAUACCCCAGGCAACUACACCUGCGCUUGCCCUAACGGCUACGGAGGCAACCCUUACGAUGGCUGCGCCGAUAUCGAUGAAUGUGAAAUUGGCAACGCUUGCGGCACCGGAAGCCUCUGCACGAACACGGACGGCGGUUACACAUGCACUUGCCCGCCCGGUUUCACCGGUGACCCCAAAGUGGCAUGCGUUGACGUCGACGAGUGCGCACCGCCGCCACCCGGCGUCAAGGCGACUCCCGUUUGCGGAAGAAGCGCCAUCUGCGACAAUCUGCCCGGAUCUUUUAAAUGCCAGUGCCCGCCUGGAUUCAAGGGCGACCCUAAAAUUGCCUGUCAAGACAUUAACGAGUGCCUGAGUAAACCGUGUGGCGCCAAUGCGACCUGUACAGACACUAUCGGCAGUUUCAGCUGUUCUUGCGUCGAAGACUUCACUGGAGACCCGUACCGAGGAUGUUCAGACAUUGACGAGUGUGCCGUGCUGGCAAGUCCGUGUGGUAAACAGGCCAUCUGCGAGAACACGGUGCCCGGUUACAAUUGUCGCUGCCCUCAAGGAUAUGCCGGCCAACCUACACCGGACGUUGCGUGCGAACAGGUGGAUGUGGGGACCAUCUGCAAGGGAAAUUUCGAUUGUGUCAAUAAUGCGGAAUGCCUGGACGGCCAAUGUUUCUGCCGUAAUGGCUUCCAGCCAUUGGGCGCCACUUGCGUUGAUAUCGACGAAUGUACCAAGGCCCCUUGCGGACCUAAUUCCGUCUGCACUAAUCUCGCCGGCAGCCAUCGUUGCGAAUGCGAGGCAGGUUUUGUCGGCAAGCCGCCAACUACACCCUGCAAAGCUCCAUGCGAAGAUGUAAAAUGCGGUGCUCAUGCGACUUGCAAAACCCAAGACGAAGAAGCUUUCUGCGUUUGCGACGAAGGUUGGACCUACGAUCCGGCCAAUAUCGCCGCCGGAUGUCAGGAUAUCGAUGAAUGCGACCUCGCCCAGGGCCUUUUGAGUCGUUGCGGAGAAGGAGCGAUUUGCAGCAAUACACCGGGUAGCUUCAGUUGCCAGUGCCCGCCAGGCUUUUCCGGCGAACCAUCCACCAGAUGCUUCGAUAUCGACGAGUGUCAACGUCCCGGUGUUUGUGGCACGGGAGCGGUUUGUGUAAACAUUCCCGGUUCCCAUGAAUGCCGAUGUCCGGAAGGAACAGCUCCGGAGCCGGAUGCUCGCACCAAAUGUGUUUCUCUGAUGCGAUGCGCCAUCGAUGACGAUUGUCCAGGCAAUUCCGUUUGCGAUCCGACCAAAGAAUGUUUAUGCCCCGAACCAAACAUCGGCAAAGAUUGCAGACAUCCUUGUGAGGGUGUCCGCUGUUCAGCCAAUCAGGAAUGUAUGUUGAUCAACGACGUUGCCAAAUGCAUGUGCUCGUCUGGUUUCACCGGUGGAGUCAACGGUGGAUGCGUCGAUAUCGACGAGUGUUCUGCCGGUCAAAAACCUUGCGCCCAGGGAGCUGUUUGUCGUAAUGAACCUGGCCGAUUCGUCUGCGAAUGUCCCAGUGGAUUCGAAGGCGAGCCGUACAAGACGGGCUGUAUCGAAAAAGCGACAGCACCACCUGGAUGCAGCAUUCUUCCCUGUCCAAGCGGCGAAGUUUGCGUUCCAUCGGACAAUGGCGGCGUUUGCGUCUGUUCCAGGGGCUGGAUUCGUGAUCAAACAACGGAACUCUGCCGGGACGUCAACGAGUGUCUUGAAUCUCCACCAGACAAACCGGCCUGUGGUUUCCGGGCCGUUUGUAAGAACUUGCCUGGAAGUUACGACUGUUCCUGCCCUAAAGGCUACGAUGGCAAUCCGUUCCAGAGCUGCGACCUGUGCGACAGCAUCGAGUGCCGUUGUCAACCACCUUAUCGCAUCGUCGGAGGAGCUUGUUUGCUUGCCGACUGCGCCGGAGGCAAACAAACCUGCCCAGCAGGAGCCGAAUGCAUCACGGUGACGGGCGGAGUAAGUUACUGUGCCUGCCCGGCCGGUUAUCGCGCCAAACCUGACGGCUCGUGUGAAGACGUCAACGAAUGCCAAGAAGGAAUCAACGGUCAAUCCGCCUGCGGUUUCGGAGCUGAUUGUUACAACCGGCCUGGACGUUUCGACUGCCAAUGCCCUGCCAAUUUCACCGGCGAUCCUUACAAGGGCGUUUGCGCUCCCAGCCAAGUCCGCUGCGUCUCCGACACUGAGUGCGACACCAACGAACGCUGCGUCCAGCCUGGAGAAUGCAUUUGCCCACCGCCUUACUACACCGACACGGAAGACGGCAAUAAAUGCAAAAGUCCCUGCGAACGCCACGCGUGCGGAGUCAAUAGCAAAUGCACUCCGUCCGAUCCGCCUAAAUGCAUGUGCGAGCCUGGACACACUGGCAACCCAAGCGUCGGUUGUAGCGACAUCGACGAGUGCCGAGACAACCCAUGCGGUCCAGGAGCUUUGUGCAUCAAUGAGAACGGCGGCUUUAAAUGUCACUGCCCCAACGGACAACAAGGCGACGCCUAUCAGGAGGGAUGUCGCGGAGAAGCUCGAUCUGAAUGCCAAGCCGACGAUGAAUGUGACGGACAGCUGGCCUGCAUCCAGGGCGGUUGCGUUAACCCGUGCCAAGCUCUGCCUUGCGGAGCGAACGCCUACUGCGAGCCGGAAGAGCACGCCGCUUGGUGCCGCUGCUUGCCCGGUUUCAAAGAAGACAGUCAAACAGGCGCUUGCAUUUCCCUGUGCCACGACAUCCUGUGCGGGGAGAACGCCCAGUGCGUCGUUUCCUCCACUGGCCCUACGGGAACGUCGACCACAUGCGCCUGUCUCGACGGCUACAACGGCAACCCCUUUCCAGGGGGUUCCUGCUUGCCGGAUGUCUGUUCCGCUUCAUUACCUUGUCAGGACCCUCAAGUCUGCGUUUCCGGACGCUGCAAGGAGCGCUGCGAAGGCAUCACGUGCGGAGUUGGAGCUCGUUGCGACAAGGCCACCAACCAGUGCGUCUGUUUGCCCUAUUUCAUCGGCAAAGCGGAUUUGCUCUGCGUUCCUCCAGUCAUCCCGCCUAUCUGUCAGCCACCUUGCGGUCGCAACUCUCACUGCGAAUACGGCCAACCUAAUCGAUGCGUUUGCAACCCCGGUACGUCGGGCAAUCCGUACGAAUCGUGCGGCGCUCAGGAGAAGACCUGUGACGCAACCAAAUGCGGUGUCAAUGCUCAAUGUCGUCAAGGAGUCAAUCGAGUCGAUUGUGUCUGCCCAGUUGGUUACCAGGGCAACCCUUACGUGGCUUGCGAAGAUGUGAACGAAUGUAUGGGUAACGCUUGCGGAGCCAAUGCCGUUUGUCUCAAUACACCCGGAAGCUACGAUUGCCAAUGUCAGGAAGGAUUCUCUGGCAAUCCGUUCAUGAUGUGCAUGCCCAUCAGUAUCGAACCGCCCGUCCAGCCAUCUGUCGCCGAUCCAUGCUCGUCUGUUAGUUGUGGACCGAAUGCUGGUUGUCGAAACGGCCAGUGCGUAUGCCUUCCUGGUUACUCCGCCAGCGCUGGAGGUCUGUGCACCGUUCCAUCUUGUCGAAACGAUCUUGACUGCGCCAGCCGAGAAGUUUGCCUUCCCGUUGAUCAGUCCAUCACAAAUGGCGGCCUUCGUCGUUGCGUGGACGCGUGCUCCCGCGAGCAGUGCGGACCCAACGCCGUUUGCGUAGCCGACACUCACCGGGCUUCUUGCAUCUGUCGUGACGGAUUCACGGGCAAUGCCAACGUCGGUUGCCAACAGGAACCUGCCGACGACAAGUGCGGAAGAGACGACGACUGCCCGGGUGACGCUAUUUGUGGCAAAGACAUUGACGGUAUCCGCCAAUGCGUCGACCCUUGCAAAUCUUUUACCUGCGCUCAGAGCGAGUCUUGCGUCAUCAAGGCCGGCAAAGCCCACUGCGAAUGUUUAUCGAAUUUCGUACGCAACCCCGCCACCGGAUCUUGCGAAAAACCAGGGCUUCCGGAUUGCGUCACAAACGCGGACUGUAAAUCCGAUUCCGUUUGUCGUCAGGACGUUUUGGGAGUGCGGAAAUGUACUGCCGUCUGCGUGGGUUACACUUGCUCCGCCAAUUCCGACUGCCGAGCUGCUAACCAUGUCGGCCAAUGCGUUUGCCGGGCUGGAUUCACUGGUAACCCCAACGACCGUAACGGCUGCCGUCCUGUGCCCAAAGAUCAAUGCCAGAUGGAUGCCCAAUGUAGCGAAGUGGAAGUUUGCAAACCGGACAGCAACGGCCUCCGCCGCUGCGUUGCCAUCUGUCCUACGGUUCGUUGCGGAUCGGGAGCCGUAUGCGUGGCCAAUAAUCAUGCUGCCAAAUGCGCCUGUCCGACCACCGGCCUUUAUGCUGGCAAUCCAUCCGGGCCGGAAGGUUGUCGCAAAGUUGAAUGUUUGGCCAAUAGCGACUGUUCCGGAACAAAGUCAUGCGAUCGCGCCACGUACACUUGCAAACCCGUUUGCGUUCAAAACAGUUGCGGCAAGAACGCCAUCUGCCUGGCAGAGAACCACAUGGCCAUGUGUUCUUGCCCGGUAGGAUUGGUACCUAACCCCCGACCUGAAAUCGAAUGCGUUCCAGCUGACCUUUGCGUCUCUCAACCUUGUCACGCUACUGCCAUCUGCUCCACAUCUGCUGGAAGAGUAAUUUGCUCUUGCCCGUUAGACAAAGUUGGAGAUGCCUACAGGACCGGAUGCCGUGCUAAUGGAACUUGCCCCAAUGGCAAUACUGACUGCCCAUCAGAAGCUUCUUGCCUGGACGGCCGCUGCGUCGAUCCAUGCGACUCUUUCUGCGGACCAAACGCGGCCUGCCGAGUCAUCAACCACAAACCUUCGUGCUCCUGCCCGCCACGUUUCAAUCCGAAUCCGACAGCCGACCGCGGAUGUGUCCGUCAGCCCCAGAGUUGCCGUUCAGAUGGCGAUUGCCCAACUGGUAGUCCUUGUAUGGGUGGCCAAUGCAAAGCAGUGUGCCGAAACGAAUAUGAUUGCGCCCAAGGCGAGCGUUGCGUGUCCAGCAUGUGCCAACUGCCCUGUCUGAGCCACGGUCAAUGCCCCAACGGACAGGCGUGCGUCGGAAGCUACUGCAAAGCAGGCUGCCGUGCCGAUACCGACUGCCCCAUCAAUCAGGCCUGUUUGAAUCACCGAUGCGAAAAUCCUUGUCAACGCGAAGGGGUGUGCGGUACCAACGCCCUCUGUCGAGUCAUCGACCGCUCAGCGCAAUGCGCUUGCCCCGACGGAUUUAUGGGAGGACCCACCGCCCAGCAGGGUUGCAUGCGCAAUCCGGUCUACUGCCAAUCUGGAACGGCUUGUCCAGCUGGUCAUACUUGCCAGUCCGGCCGAUGUUAUCCGACUUGCCGUGAAGGUGCCCCCAGCACUUGCGUGGGCGGAGAGCGUUGCUUGUCCGGCCAAUGCGUCAAGAUCUGUUACAGCGACAACAACUGCAUGUCUGGCGAAGUGUGUAUCGACGGUGGAUGCAGACCAGGAUGUCGUUCAGAUACCGAUUGCUCCAAUAGUCAAGUCUGUCGAAACAGCCAAUGCCGUUGCGCUCCUGGCUACGCUGCCGGAACCAACGGAGUUUGCGUCGAUGUUGACGAAUGCCUGAACCGACCAUGUCACGCGACCGCUCAAUGUACCAACACGCUCGGAUCUUUCCGCUGCUCUUGCCGACCUGGAACCGUUGGCGAUGGCUACAGCGAAGCUUGCGUCGCAGCCAACGAAUGUGAAGCCAGCUCCGCGUGUGCAGACCAUCUGGCUUGUCUUGUCCGUCAAGGCGGCACCAAAGCUUGCGCCGACCCCUGCACGACUUCGCCCUGCGGUCGUAACGCCCUCUGUACAGUCGUUGAUCAUCAGCCGUCGUGCACCUGCCCGCCAACUACCCGAGGCAAUCCUAACGAUUUGAAAGUAGGCUGCUUCCGCGUUGAUUGUAUCGAGAACGAAGAUUGUCCGCAAGAUCGCACUUGCGACAAGCAGUCGUUCAAAUGCAUCAAUCCGUGCGAUUCUAUGGAAUGUUACAACGGACUGUGUCAAGUCAAGAACCGUAAAGCCGUCUGCCAAUGCGCCUCCGGAUUCCGACCUACUCAAGACAACAAGUGUGUCGAUGUUGAUGAAUGCAGCUCAAAUCCGUGCCAUCCGACUGCCACCUGUCGUAACAUGCCUGGCAACUUCCAGUGCGUCUGCCCAGAUGGUUUAGUGGGAGAACCGUACAAGGCCGGUUGUAAGAGACCAGGUCACUGUGUCGUCGAUUCCGAUUGCCCAUUGACGGCCUCUUGCAUCUCCGGUACCUGUAAAGACCCUUGCGGAUUAGCAGGUGCUUGUGGUAAAGGAUCGGAUUGUGUGACUGAAAACCACUUACCAGUCUGUCGCUGCCCGUUCCAAACCACUGGCGACCCGAAAACUGAAUGCUACACGCUACAGUGUGUCGACGGAUCGGAUUGUUCACAGAAAGAAGCCUGCGUCAACAACAAGUGUGUUGAUGCUUGCGCUGCUUCCAACGCUUGCGGAUCCAACAGCGAUUGUACGGCCGUCAACCACCGAGCUGUUUGUGAAUGUAAAUCUGGAUUUACUGGAAGCCCCUACCAAGGUUGCGUUGCGCUAGUCCUUUGCGCUUCCGAAUCCCAGUGCCCGACGUCGCAAACUUGCACGGGUGGCGUCUGCGUCUCUCGUUGUCAAAGUAGUCGUGACUGCCUGCCAUCUCAGCACUGCAUCGAAGGCAAAUGUCGUCCAGCAUGCACGAAGAGCACGGAAUGCACCGACGGCCAGGUCUGUUACAACAGCGUCUGCGUCCAGGAGGUGCGCUGUCGUAGCAAUGAAGAAUGCGGCGACGGAGAAAGUUGCCUAAAAUCCAGCAACGGCAAAGCCGAAUGUCGCAAUCCAUGCGAUGGAUCCGUUCUCUGUGGUCGCAAUGCCGUCUGUAAGGCAGUCAAUCGCCAGGCCGUCUGCAGUUGCAAAGAGGGCUAUUUUGGAAAUCCCCAGGAUGAUAAAAUUGGCUGUCUCAAGAUCGAAUGUACCAAGAACGAGGACUGCUCAGCUGACAAACGUUGCCACGAUAACCGAUGCAAAAUCGCCUGCAUGGUCGAGAACCUUUGCGGCAAGAACACGCUCUGCUUCUCGGAGAAACACCAGUCCGUCUGCAAGUGUCAACCUGGUUACACUGGCAACGUUCUGACCGGAUGUACGCCCAUAGAUUACUGCUCUCAAACACCUUGCGCGGCUGGAGCCCGGUGCGAAAAUACUCGAGGCUCUUAUAAAUGUAUUUGCCCGACUGGAACAGUAGGAGAACCCUACAGCGAAGGAUGCCAACAGCCCGUGGAAUGCAGACAAAAUCAGGACUGCCCGCCAUCAGCCGUUUGCGGUCGAGAAAAAGGACAGCCGAAAUGCCAAGAUGUCUGUGCCGGAUACUCUUGCGGACCGAAUGCCGAUUGCCUUCCGGCUAAUCACAAGGCCGCGUGUGUUUGUCGACAAGGUUUCGAAGGAAAUCCGGCUGACAAAACUGUCGGCUGCGUUCGCAAACCAGUAAGCUGCAAAGCCCAGCCGGAUUGUCCACCCAAUACUUUCUGCUACGGCGGAAUUUGCAAGCCGGCCUGCCAGUCCAACAAAGAAUGCCAAGAUGGUGAGGCGUGUGUCCGCGGACAGUGUGUUAACCCUUGUUCGCUGGAUGGCGCCUGCGGUAUGAACGCCCAAUGUCGUCCAGUCAAUCACGAAGCUGUUUGUUCGUGCUCUGCCGGCUUCACUGGAACACCGAAAACUGAAUGCAUUCGUGUUCCAGUUGCUUGUACUCGUGAUGCAGAAUGCGGUACCGGAAACAGAUGCAAUGACGGCCGUUGUGUUCCAGCUUGCACCAACGACUCCAAAUGCGCAAUGAACGAAAAAUGCGUUGGCGGCCAGUGUAUGCUGACCUGCCGCGUGGACAAUGAUUGCUUCCUUAGCCACAUUUGCCUCAACAACAUGUGCAUUGUUGGCUGCCACCAGAAUAGCGAUUGUGCAGCUGACGAAGCUUGUAUUGAAAGUCGAUGCAAGAACCCGUGCAGCUCCGAGGCAGUUUGCGGACCAAACGCUUUGUGUAACGUCGUAAAUCAACGAGCACAAUGCACAUGCCCAGCCGGUUUCUUGGCCUAUCCUACUCCCAACACGGCUUGUGUCCGAGAACCCACACCUUGCACUGGAACCAAAAGUUGCGCUGCCGGUUUUACUUGUCAGAACUCGGUUUGCCGUCCACUUUGCUCGGCCGAUUCCCAGUGUCUGGUUAACGAGCGCUGCGGCCAAGGAAUGUGCGUGCCCGUCUGCCGACAGGAUACUGACUGUUCCAGUGGCGAGAUUUGCUCUAUGGGAAGCUGCAAAACUGGUUGCCGAACUGAUCCAGAUUGCCCGAUGACCCACGCCUGUCUCAAUGCUCAAUGCGUGUCCGUUUGCGCCUCACCGGCUGCUUGCGGUACCAAUGCCAAGUGUCUCGGAACGAACCACCGUGCCCAGUGCACUUGCCUUGAAGGAUUGAUAGGAAACGCCAAAGUGGCUUGUCGCUAUCCCCCAUCCACGUGCACAGGAACAACCGAUUGUUUGGCCAACCAGAAAUGCAUCGGAGGAAUGUGUCGACCAGGGUGCACCAGUGAUCAAGGAUGCUUGUCGGAUUCUCGAUGCAUCAAUGGCGCUUGUAGCCCCGUUUGUAACAGCGACAGCUUCUGCGAUCGGGGUCAUGUCUGUCUUGAUCGCGUUUGCGUCGUCGGUUGUCGAAACGACGCCACUUGCCCGGCAAGCCAGGCUUGUAUCAAUAACAAAUGCACAGAUCCUUGUCGAGUUCCGAACGUGUGUGGCAAUUGCGCUGUGUGCGAAGUCAUCAAUCACGUAGCUCAGUGCACAUGCCCGUCCGGAUCCAUUGGUAAUCCUCAAAUCGGCUGCUCCAUCACGCCGACAAGAUGCGCAGCCAAUGGUGACUGCGGUUCUGGAACCUGCAUUUCCGGUUUCUGUUCCAAAGCCUGUGCAAAGAACAACGAAUGUAGCUGCGGGGAAUCUUGCGUCCAGGGCCGUUGUCGCCUCAAGUGCUCGGCGGAUAACCAAUGCCCAACCGGUCAACUAUGUCGCAUUGGUAGCUGCGCGCCAGGAUGCAAGGCCAAUACCGAUUGCGCCGUCCAGCAAGCUUGCAUUAACGGACAGUGUAGAGAUCCUUGUCAGAUAAGCCCUUGCGGUCGAGGCGCGGAAUGUCGCAUCUCUGACCAUCGUGCGGUUUGUCUCUGCCCGAAUGGCUUUUCCGGAAAUCCAACCGUUAGUUGCGAGAAGAACGAAUGCGAACGCGAUGGCGAUUGCGACAUGGAAAAGCGCUGCAAGAAUAACCGCUGCGUCUUGCCGUGUCUCGAACCCGGUGCUUGCGGUGUCAAUGCUGUCUGUCGGUCCGUCUCGCACAAGGCGCAAUGUCUAUGCCCGCCAGGUUACUUUGGCAACGCUCAAAUCGAAUGCAAACAAGAUGUCAACGAAUGUUUGAGCAACCCGUGCGGUGCCAACGCUAUUUGCACGGACAAUGUCGGUAGCUUCACCUGCACUUGCGCACCUGGAUGUGUCGGAGACCCAGUCAGAGGCUGCCUCUGCACUGCACCAUCCACCAUAGACCCAUGCGCAGAUUCCGGUUGUGGAACUCAUGCCUUGUGUCGUGUCGAGGGAACUCGUCCCGUCUGCUACUGCCCACCCAACUAUCCAUACGGCAAUCCUCGCACUGAAUGCAACAAUGAGAAACCUUCGAUGCGAACGGAUUGUCGAACAGAGGGUUGCGGCGAAGGAGCUUCUUGUGUUGCCCAGGGCCCGCAGUACGUCUGCAGGUGUCGAACUGGCCUUCAAGGGAAUCCUGAAGUUCGAUGCAGCGCAGAUCGCUCCUGUUCGAUUGAUAACGACUGCCCCAUGGAUAAGGCUUGCGUCAAUCGCCAAUGUCAAGAUCCUUGCUCGUUGAGAGAGGCUUGCGGUCAGAAUGCUCUGUGUAGCGUUGUUCUGCACAAGGCUCGCUGCUCGUGCCCGCAAUGCUACAUCGGCCGGCCAACUCUCAAGUGCAGCCCAGAUCCCAGGUGUGGCACUACCACACAGAGACCCGUUGCCGUUAUUACGACCCCAAGAAAUCCGGUCACGAAGAGCCCAAGACCAUCAACUGCACCUGUCGUAGCCGUGUGUUCCAGGGACAACCAAUGCUCGACCAAUCACGCUUGUAACACCAACCUGGGCACGUGUCAAGAUCCUUGCGACUUCAAGAACGUAGCCUGCGAUCAAGGCAAACGCUGCGAAGUCCGACGACACCGGCCCGUCUGCGUCUGUAAACACGGUUUCGUGCUGAACGAAGCUGGCGAAAUGGCGUGCGGACCGAACCCGAUUGAAUGCCGAGUGGACGACGAAUGCGCCAGUAAUUUGGCUUGCGUCCUGGGACGUUGUACUAACCCGUGUGCCGGUAGCCGUAAUCCAUGCACGGCGUCCAACAAGGUGUGUCAGGUGCUGGAUCACCGUGCCGUUUGCAUAUGCGUCGAAGACUGCACGGCCUCCGUUUCGAUUUGCUUACGCGAUCGCGGCUGUCCGCCUACUAUGGCCUGUGUCAACUUCCAGUGCCGCAAUCCGUGUGAAAAUUCCACCUGUCCAGAAAACCGACCGUGUUAUGUUGAAGAGCACAAAGCCGUCUGCAAAUUCUGCCCGCCAGGCUUUGUGGUUAAUCCACAAUACGGAUGCAUUCAAGCUGUCGGUUGUCGAACGGAUUCCGAAUGCCCAGCUAAGGAAGGUUGCAUCAACGGACGCUGUCAGGUAGUUGAUAUUCCCAAAGAGCCCGUCGUCGGCGAAUGUCCACCGUGCCGACCUAACGAGGAAUGCGAUGCCACUACGCUCACGUGCUUCCCGGUGGUUGUCGGAGAAUGUCAAUCCAAUAACGAUUGCCCUUACGAUCGUUAUUGUGACCGCCCUACCGCCCAGUGUAUUCCAGUAUGUCAGACUCGAGUCUGCGGACGUCUUGCCUCAUGCCAGGCCGUUAGUCACAACGCCGUCUGCAGUUGUCUUGAAGGCUUUACCGGAAAUCCACGCGAGCAGUGCUACAAACUGACUGGUUGCAGAAGCAACGGCGAUUGUCCGGCAAAAGAAGCUUGCAUCAACGGACAAUGUGUCAAUCCUUGUCGUUGUGGUGUUGGAGCUGUUUGCGAAAUUCGUGACCAUAAUCCAAUCUGCAAAUGCCCAGCUGGCACAAUUGGCAACCCUCUGACCGGCUGUACAUCUCCCGUGAUAUCCGAGCCGUGCAAUCCUAACCCGUGUGGACCGAAUGCUGAUUGCAGUGUGGGUUUGACGAAGAAUCCCAUCUGUACUUGUCGCCCUGGUUUCUACGGUGAUCCGCAAAGCAAUCGCGGCUGUGGACCUGAAUGUACCACGAACAGCGAGUGCCCAUCGACACAGGCUUGUAUUAAUCAAAAGUGUCGCGACCCAUGCCCUGGAGCUUGUGGAAUCAACGCAGCCUGUCGCGUAACGGGACACAAUCCCGUCUGCACGUGCGUUCCUGGAUACACGGGCAAUCCUUACCAGAAUUGCAAUCCGAUUGUAGUUUCACCCGUCAUCACUCCGACAUUGUCCCCACCGGUCUCUUACCCACAAUUACCACCAAAACCAGACUGUCCCAACUGCAAACCCGAAUGCGUCCUCAACUCAGAUUGUCCACCCAACUUGGCCUGCAUGAACCAAAAAUGUAGAGAUCCUUGUCCGGGAGUUUGUGGUCAAAAUGCAGUUUGCAAAGUCAACAACCACAACCCGAUAUGUUCCUGUUUGCAAGGAUAUCAGGGCGAUCCUACCAGAUCUUGCGCUCCAAGACCCGUUGCACCUAGCGUGGUUGAACCUGUCGUUCCCAAUCCUUGCAAUCCAAAUCCGUGUGGCAAUUACGCAGAUUGUCGACCGGUCAAUAACCAAGCCACGUGCUCUUGCUUGCCCGGUUAUUACGGAAACCCAUGUCGACCCGAAUGUAUCGCCAGCAGCGACUGUCCUAAAAACAAGGCAUGUGUCAAUCAAAAAUGCGUCGAUCCCUGCCCAGGCACAUGUGGAAUAGGAGCCAACUGCGUUGUUAAAGAUCACAACCCCAUCUGUUCAUGCCCCGGCAGCAUGACGGGCGACCCGUUCGUUCGUUGCACUGAGCCGGUAGUUGUCCAACCAGGAGCAGGUACCACCAAACCGAAAGAUCCUUGCUCUCCAUCACCGUGUGGUGUUGGAGCUGAUUGUCGAUCGCAAGGAAACAGUGCAGCCUGUUACUGUCCUGCCAACUAUGUCGGAGAUCCCUACACUGGCUGCCGACCGGAAUGUGUUCAAAACUCCGAUUGUCCUCGCGACAAGAGCUGCGCCAACAACCGUUGUGUCAAUCCUUGCCCUGGCGUCUGUGGAUUGAACGCCGAAUGCCGUGUUAUCAAUCACUACCCAGUGUGUAGUUGUCUGUCGGGCUACACUGGCGAUGCCUCUUCAGCUUGCCGACCUAUUCCUGUCGAGAGCCGACCUAUCGAGCCCGUUGUAACAGACAGACCCUGCGUGCCAUCGCCCUGUGGACCAAAUAGCGCCUGCAGAGAAGUUAGCAACAAGCCCGUCUGUUCCUGUCAAUCUGGAUUCGUGGGUGUCCCUCCAAGCUGUCGACCAGAGUGCUCGUCCAAUGCCGAGUGCUCCCAGUCAUUGGCCUGUAUCAACCAGAAGUGCAGGGAUCCUUGUCUUGGGGUUUGCGGAGAGAACGCCGUAUGUCGAGUAGUCCAACACAACCCCAUUUGUAGUUGUCCUAGGGACCUUACAGGCGAUCCAUUUGUACGUUGCCAACCUUUCCCUGUUCGACCACAACAGCCUGUAAUAGAGGAACCAUCCAACCCAUGCAUACCUUCGCCCUGCGGUCCUAAUUCCAAGUGUCAAGUGGUCAACAAUCAAGCCCAGUGUGGCUGCCAAGACGAAAUGAUUGGUACGGCGCCCAACUGCCGACCCGAAUGUAUUCGCAACAGCGACUGCCCGUCGAAUUUGGCCUGCAAUAAUCAAAAGUGUAAAGAUCCUUGCCCGGGAGUGUGUGGUGCUAAUACUCAUUGUCGUGUCGUCGGUCACAACCCAGUUUGCUCUUGCAAAGAAUCAUUCACAGGCGACCCGUUUCGAAACUGCGUUCCAAUUCGACCUGUUGUAUCAGAGCCUCCGAAGAAACCGACACCUACCCCCUGCAAUCCAUCACCCUGUGGUGCCAACGCUGUUUGUCGCGAACAAUCGGGAUCGGCAAUUUGUCAAUGCUUGCCUGAAUAUUUCGGCGACGCCCCUCCCAAUUGUCGUCCAGAGUGUGUGGUCAAUAGUGAUUGCCCGAGCAACCGAGCUUGCGUCGGCCAAAAGUGCGUCGAUCCUUGCCCUGGUUCAUGUGGUUUUAACGCCGACUGCCGCGUCGCUAAUCACCAGCCUGUGUGCACCUGUCAACCGAAAUUCACCGGGGAUCCCUACGCUUCCUGCCGGCCAAUACCCGUCGUUGUGCCACCGACUGAGCCGUCAGUCGUCAAACCUUGCGAUCCUUCACCAUGCGGGCCGAACAGCGUCUGUAGGCCAGUAGGGUCUCAGCCCGUUUGCUCUUGCCAGUCAGGCUUUGAUGGUGUUCCACCAGAUUGUCGACCUGAGUGUAUCUCGAGCUCUGAAUGCCCACCAUCGAAAGCAUGUCUCAACAUGAAAUGUCAGGAUCCAUGCCCAGGUGCAUGUGGACGUGAUGCGCAGUGCAAGGUUGUCAAUCACAGCCCGAUUUGUGUCUGCCCGUCCGGAUGGACUGGUGACCCGCUAACUGGAUGCCGUAUUAUACCUACACCAACAACUAAUCCUGUAGUGGAAGAAAGCACGUUACCACCGGUACCAUCAAAUCCGUGCACACCAACACCGUGCGGACCUAAUUCACAAUGCCAAGUUGUUGCGGGACAAGCCCAGUGUGGCUGUGUGCCCGGCAUGAUUGGUUCCGCCCCCAACUGUCGACCAGAGUGUGUACUUCACUCGGACUGCACUUCCAACAGGGCUUGUAUCAACCAGAAAUGUGUCGAUCCAUGCCCAGGAUCCUGCGCUUCAAACGCCGAAUGUAGAGUGGUCAGCCAUUCACCUGUCUGCAGCUGUGUAACAGGAUAUACGGGCGAUGCAUAUCGCAGUUGUCGGCCAGUGCCAGCAAGUGUCGAGCCUAAUGUGGUUCAACCACCGAACCCUUGCGAUCCCAAUCCUUGUGGCACCAACGCUCAGUGUAAAACACAAAACGGAGCCAUCAAUUGCAUCUGCCCAGCCAACUAUCUCGGGGAUCCGUACAGUUCUUGUCGGCCGGAAUGUGUUCUCAACACAGACUGUCCCCGUGAUAAGAACUGCGUAAACAACCGAUGUGUAGACCCUUGCCCAGGAACAUGCGGAAUAAAUGCAGUCUGUAGGGUCACGAAUCAUAUCCCUGUCUGCAGUUGCAAAGAGGCUCACACUGGAGAUCCAUAUGGAUCUUGCCGUCCUAUCCCUGUGAUAACACCACCGACAUCACCGAGCGUAGUUAGACCAUGCGUACCAACGCCUUGCGGUCCAAAUAGCCAAUGUCGUGAAAUGGGAAAUGUGCCGGUCUGCUCUUGUCAGCCGGGCAAUUUGGGCGUUCCACCAGAAUGCCGACCGGAAUGUGUUUCGAGUUCAGAAUGCGCCCCGUCCCAGGCAUGCACCAACUUUAAAUGCCAAGACCCCUGUCCUGGAACCUGUGGUCGAGACGCAAAAUGUCAAGUAGUGAACCACAAUCCUAUAUGCGUCUGUCCGUCCGGAUGGACUGGUGAUCCCUUAACCGGUUGUCGAAUCAUACCUACACCUGUACCAAAUCCAGUAGUGGAAGAAGUAACUUUAGCACCCAUACCACCCAACCCAUGCACGCCAUCACCAUGUGGACCGAAUUCACAAUGUCAAGUCGUGGUUGGACAAGCUCAAUGUGGAUGCGUGGCCGGCAUGAUUGGUUCCGUACCAAAUUGUCGACCUGAAUGCAUCAUCAGCUCGGAUUGUCCUUCGAGCCAAGCUUGCAUGAAUCAAAAAUGUGUUGAUCCAUGCCCUGGAACUUGCGCAUCCAACGCAGAAUGUAAAGUCGUCAACCAUUCGCCCUUGUGUAUCUGCACGUCAGGUUACACGGGCGAUGGUUUCCGUAAUUGCUUACCGAUUGCGGCAGUAGUCGAACCAAGCAUCCCUCAGCAGACGAAUCCUUGCGAUCCUAACCCGUGUGGUACCAAUUCUCAAUGCAAAACCCAAAAUGGAGCCAUUAAUUGCGUCUGUCCAACCAACUAUGUCGGGGAUCCUUACAGUUCUUGUCGUCCAGAAUGUGUUCUCAACACAGACUGUCCGCGCCAUCAAAGCUGUUUGAAUAAUCGCUGCAUUGAUCCUUGUCCCGGAACGUGUGGUCAUAACACUGAUUGCAGAGUUUCCAAUCACGUUCCUGCAUGUAGUUGUAAAGAAUCUUAUAAGGGCGAUCCUUACGUAUCUUGCCGUCCUAUUCCAGUGACAAUACCUCCGACCGCACCCUCCCUUACUGAGACACCAUGCAAUCCAUCCCCGUGUGGACCGAAUAGUGUUUGUAGGCCAGUUGGUAAUGCCCCAGUUUGCUCGUGUCAACCCAAUUACUUGGGAUUGCCACCUGAUUGUAGACCAGAAUGCGUCUCCAGCUCGGAGUGCGCUCCUACUCAAGCAUGCCUUAAUCUCAAGUGCCAAGAUCCUUGCAAAGAAACGUGUGGCCGAGACGCACAAUGUAAGGUUGUAAAUCACAAUCCAAUCUGCGUCUGUCCUUCCGGAUGGACAGGUGACCCUAUGACUGGGUGUCGCAUUAUUCCGACACCUGCACCUAAUGUAGUUGGUGAACCUGGCACCUUGCCACCUAUUCCACCCAAUCCUUGCAAUCCGACACCUUGCGGACCCAACUCGCAAUGCCAAGUCGUUGGUGGACAAGCUCAGUGUGGCUGCGUGACCGGAAUGAUUGGCUCGGCUCCCAACUGUCGCCCCGAAUGCGUACUCAAUUCAGAGUGCCCAUCAAAUCGAGCUUGUGUCAACCAGAAAUGUAUCGACCCUUGUGUUGGAACUUGUGCACAAAACGGUGAAUGUACCGUCGUCAAUCAUAGACCUGUUUGUAGUUGCAUAUCUGGUUAUUCCGGAGACGGUUUUACCAAUUGCCGACCCAUUCCAACUGUUGUUGAACCAAAUGUCGUCCAACCACCAUCACCAUGCGAUCCUAAUCCUUGCGGUACCAAUGCUCAAUGUAAAACGCAAAACGGCGCCAUCAACUGCGUCUGCCCAGAAAAUUACGUCGGUGAUCCAUUCAGCUCUUGUCGUCCAGAAUGUGUUUUGAACACAGACUGUCCUCGUGAUAAGAGCUGUUCUCGUAACCGUUGUGUUGAUCCUUGUAUUGGAACGUGUGGAGAAAAUGCAGAAUGCAGGGUGGCUAAUCACAUACCAAUCUGCAGUUGCAAAGAAACUUAUACUGGAGAUCCAUAUGGAUCUUGCAGGCCCAUCCCCGUGAAGAUACCCCCAACAGCUCCGAUUGUUGAAAGACCAUGCGAUCCCCCUCCAUGUGGUCCUCAUAGCACUUGCAGACCCGUUGGCAAUGCACCAGUUUGCGCUUGUCAGCCGGGCUAUUUGGGAAUACCACCAGAAUGUAGACCGGAAUGUGUCUCGAGCUCAGAGUGCGCACCAUCUAAGGCAUGCGUUAACCUGAAAUGCCAAGAUCCUUGUCCUGGAACAUGUGGUCGGGAUGCAAAAUGUCAAGUAGUUAACCACAAUCCGAUUUGCGUCUGUCCUGCCGGAUGGACGGGUGAUCCACUAACUGGUUGUCACAUUAUACCUACACCGGCACCAAAUACCGUAGCGGAAGUAGGAACGUUACCACCUCUACCACCCAACCCUUGCACACCCUCACCCUGUGGACCCAAUUCGCAAUGUCAAGUCGUAGCUGGUCAAGCUCAAUGCGGAUGUGUACCUGGCAUGAUUGGUUCGGUACCAAAUUGUCGACCGGAAUGCAUCCUUUCCUCUGAUUGCCCCUCGAACAAAGCUUGCGUCAAUCAAAAAUGCAUUGAUCCUUGUCCUGCCACUUGCGCUGCAAAUGCGGAUUGUCGAGUUGUCAACCAUUCCCCUAUGUGCACUUGUGCUACGGGUUACACCGGCGACAGCUUUAAAAACUGUCGUCCUAUUGCCCUUGCUGUUGAACCUAACGUCGUGCAACCACCGACACCAUGCGAUCCCAAUCCCUGUGGUACCAACGCUCAAUGCAAAACUCAAAAUGGAGCAUCAAGUUGUGUUUGUCCGGCCGGUUACAUCGGUGAUCCUUACAGUUCAUGUCGACCCGAAUGCGUUCUCAACACAGAUUGCCCACGUGAUCAAAGUUGUUCACGUAACCGCUGUAUUGAUCCUUGUCCUGGAGCUUGCGGUAUCAAUGCCGUCUGUAGGGUUGCAAAUCAUAUUCCGGUUUGCAGUUGUAUAGAAUCUCACACUGGGGAUCCUCAUAGAUCUUGUCGUCCAAUUCCUGUGAUAAUUCCACCAACAUCCCCAGUUAUCAAUGAGAGACCAUGCGUUCCGACUCCUUGCGGCCCUAAUAGUCAAUGUCGUGAAGUCGGAAAUGCUCCGGUUUGCUCUUGCCAGCCGGGCUAUCUGGGCAUUCCACCAGAAUGUCGACCAGAAUGUGUCUCAAGCUCAGAAUGUGCUCCAUCCCUGGCGUGUUCCAAUUUCAAAUGCCAAGAUCCUUGUCCUGGAACAUGUGGUCGAGACGCAAAAUGUCAAGUAGUUAACCACAACCCGAUUUGCGUUUGUCCUUCUGGAUGGACUGGUGAUCCUCUAACUGGUUGUCAAAUCAUUCCGACCCCCAUCCAAAAACCUGUAGUAGAAGAAGGAACGUUACGACCUCUACCACCCAACCCGUGCAACCCAACACCCUGUGGACCCAAUUCACAAUGCCAAGUGGUUUCUGGUCAAGCCCAGUGUGGAUGCAUUCCUGGCAUGAUUGGUUCGGCACCAAACUGUCGAGCAGAAUGUGUCGUGAGCUCGGAUUGCCCCUCUAACGAGGCCUGCAUCAAUCAGAAAUGUGUCGAUCCAUGCCCUGGCACUUGUGCACCCAACGCUGAAUGUAGAGUCGUGAAUCACUCGCCUGUAUGCGAUUGCAUCAAGGGUUUCACUGGCGAUGGUUUCAGUAAUUGCCGACCCACUCCAGUAGACGUCGCACCGAACAUAAUCGAACCGCCCAAGCCGUGCGAUCCAAAUCCUUGUGGCACCAACGCCCAAUGCAAAACACAGAACGGAGCCAUCAAUUGCGUCUGUCCUGCCGAUUAUGUCGGAGAUCCUUACAGUUCUUGUCGUCCAGAAUGUGUACUCAACACGGAUUGCCCACGCGAUCGAAGCUGCGCCCGAAACCGAUGUAUCGAUCCUUGUCGAGGAACGUGUGGUCUGAACACCGACUGUAGCGUUUCCAAUCACAUUCCCAUUUGCAGUUGCAAAGAAUCCUACAGUGGGGAUCCUUACGAUUCCUGCCGUCCUAUUCCUGUCAAAAUACCUCCAGUGUCUCCGUCGGUUAUCGAAAAACCUUGCGAUCCUCACCCAUGCGGUCCGAAUAGCAUUUGCAAACCAGUUGGCAACGCUCCCGUGUGCUCCUGCCAGCCCAGCUACAUGGGCUUACCACCAAACUGUAGACCAGAAUGUGUUUCCAGUGCAGAGUGCCCGGCAUCUCAGGCCUGCGUGAAUUUGAAGUGUAGGGACCCUUGUUUAGGAACCUGCGGUAGAGGUUCCGAAUGCUUUGUUGUUAAUCAUAGCCCAGUCUGUGUCUGUCCUGUUGGAUGGACUGGUGAUCCAUUGACUGGAUGCCGUAUCAUUCCGACUGUCGUGACUAGUCCGGUCGUUGAAGAGGCCACAUUGAAACCUUUACCCCCUAGUCCGUGUACACCAAAUCCUUGUGGACCCAACUCGCAAUGUCAGGCAAUAUCUGGUCAAGCGGAAUGCGGAUGUUUGGCCAACAUGAUCGGAUCGGCACCCAACUGCCGCCCCGAGUGUAUCGUUAACUCAGAUUGCCCAGCCAAUGACGCUUGUGUCAAUCAGAAAUGCAUUGAUCCUUGUCCGGGAACUUGUGGAUCGAAUUCAGAGUGCCGAGUAGUCAACCAUUCACCUGUGUGCACUUGCGAAACAGGUUACACAGGCAACGCUUUCAGCAAUUGCCGCCCGAUUCCUACAGUCGUGGAACCGAACGUUGUUCAGCCACCAAGACCUUGCGAUCCCAAUCCAUGCGGUACCAAUGCCCAGUGCAAAGAACAAAAUGGUGCCAUCAAUUGCGUAUGUCCGACUAAUUAUGUCGGUGAUCCGUUCACCUCAUGCCGACCCGAGUGUCUGUUAAGCACCGAUUGUUCCCGCGAUAAGAGCUGCGUCAAAAAUCUAUGCGUGGAUCCUUGUCGAGGAACAUGUGGUCCAAAUUCUGAUUGUAGAGUGGUCAAUCACAUUCCCGUCUGCAGUUGCAAAGAAUCUCACACUGGCGAUCCGUACGAUUCUUGUCGUCCUAUUCCCGUGAAAAUUCCGCCAACGUUACCGAAUGUUGUCGAGCGACCGUGUGAUCCUCCUCCAUGUGGCCCACAUAGUACAUGCAGACCAGUUGGCAACACCCCAGUCUGCGCUUGCCAGCCGGGCUAUUUGGGAAUACCACCAGAAUGUAGACCGGCGUGCGUUUCCAGCUCUGAAUGCGCUCCCACACAAGCAUGUAUCAACUUCAAAUGCCAGAAUCCUUGUUCUGGAACUUGCGGUCAAGAUGCUGAAUGUAAAGUAGUCAACCACAAUCCGAUUUGUUUGUGUCCAGCGGGAUGGACUGGCGAUCCAUUAACUGGUUGCCGUAUAAUACCGACACCUAUCCCAAGUCCUGUUUCUGAACCAGCGACUUUACCACCGAUUCCGCUGAAUCCUUGCACACCCAACCCGUGCGGACCAAGUUCGCAGUGCCAAGUUGUGUCAGGCCAAGCUCAAUGUGGUUGCCUGCCCAACAUGAUUGGCUCGGUACCGAAUUGCCGACCAGAGUGCAUAGUCAGCUCUGACUGUCCAUCGCAAAGUGCUUGCGUUAAUCAAAUCUGUGUGGAUCCCUGCGUUGGGACUUGCGCCAGUAAUGCUGACUGUCGAGUAUUGAAUCAUUCGCCAGUUUGCACCUGUGCGCAGGGUUACACUGGUAUUGGUUUUACUGGUUGCCACCCAAUUCCAGCUCUUGUCGAACCAAAUGUUGUCCAACCACCUACUCCAUGCGAUCCUAAUCCGUGCGGUACAAACGCUCAAUGCAAAACACAAAACGGAGCCAUCAACUGCGUUUGCCCGGCUAGUUAUAUUGGCGAUCCCUACAGUUCCUGUCGGCCAGAAUGUGUUCUUAACACAGAUUGCCCUCGGGACAAGAAUUGCCUUCAGAGCCGUUGCGUAGACCCUUGUAAAGGAGCGUGUGCUCCUAAUGCGGACUGCAGGGUUUCAAAUCACAUUCCUGUAUGCAGUUGCAAAGAAUCUUACCAGGGCGAUCCCUACGUAUCUUGCCGUCCCAUUCCAGUGAAAAUUCCUCCUACCGCUCCCUCUCUAACCGAGGAACCAUGCAAUCCAUCUCCGUGUGGGCCAAAUAGUGCAUGUAGGCCAGUCGGUAAUGCCCCGGUUUGUUCGUGUCAACCCAAUUACUUGGGAUUGCCGCCAGAUUGUAGACCAGAAUGCGUCUCCAGCUCGGAGUGCGCUCCUACUCAAGCAUGCCUUAAUCUCAAGUGCCAAGAUCCUUGCAAAGAAACGUGUGGCCGAGACGCACAAUGUAAGGUUGUAAAUCACAAUCCAAUCUGCGUCUGUCCUUCCGGAUGGACAGGUGACCCUAUGACUGGGUGUCGCAUUAUUCCGACACCUGCACCUAAUGUAGUUGGUGAACCUGGCACCUUGCCACCUAUUCCACCCAAUCCUUGCAAUCCGACACCUUGCGGACCCAACUCGCAAUGCCAAGUCGUUGGUGGACAAGCUCAGUGUGGCUGCGUGACCGGAAUGAUUGGCUCGGCUCCCAAUUGUCGCCCCGAAUGCGUACUUAAUUCAGAGUGCCCAUCAAAUCGAGCUUGUGUCAACCAGAAAUGUAUCGAUCCUUGCGUUGGAACAUGUGCACCAAACAGUGAAUGUACCGUCGUCAAUCAUAGGCCUGUUUGUAGUUGCACAUCUGGUUAUUCCGGAGACGGUUUUAGCAAUUGCCAGCCAAUCCCAGUUGUUGUUGAACCAAAUGUCGUCCAACCACCUUCACCGUGCGACCCGAAUCCUUGCGGUACCAAUGCUCAAUGUAAAACACAAAACGGCGCUAUCAACUGCGUCUGCCCAGAAAAUUACGUCGGUGAUCCUUUCAGCUCUUGUCGCCCAGAAUGUGUUCUAAACACAGACUGUCCUCGUGAUAAGAGCUGCUCUCGUAACCGCUGUGUUGAUCCUUGUGUUGGAACGUGUGGAGAAAAUGCCAAUUGCAGGGUGGCCAACCAUAUACCCGUCUGCAGUUGCAAAGAAUCUCAUACUGGAGAUCCAUAUGGAUCUUGCAGACCCAUACCCGUGAAGAUACCCCCAACAGCUCCGAUUGUUGAAAGACCAUGCGAUCCCCCUCCAUGUGGUCCUCAUAGCACGUGCAGACCCGUUGGCAAUGCGCCAGUUUGCGCUUGUCAGCCGGGCUAUUUGGGAAUACCACCAGAAUGUAGACCGGAAUGUGUCUCGAGCUCAGAGUGCGCACCAUCUAAGGCAUGCGUUAACCUGAAAUGCCAAGAUCCUUGUCCUGGAACAUGUGGUCGGGAUGCAAAAUGUCAAGUAGUUAACCACAAUCCGAUUUGCGUCUGUCCUGCCGGAUGGACGGGUGAUCCACUAACUGGUUGUCACAUUAUACCUACACCGGCACCAAAUACCGUAGCGGAAGUAGGAACGUUACGACCUCUACCACCCAACCCUUGCACGCCCUCACCCUGUGGACCCAAUUCGCAAUGUCAAGUCGUAGCUGGUCAAGCUCAAUGCGGAUGUGUACCUGGCAUGAUUGGUUCUGUACCAAAUUGUCGACCGGAAUGCAUCCUUUCCUCUGAUUGCCCCUCGAACAAAGCUUGCGUCAAUCAAAAAUGCAUUGAUCCUUGUCCUGGCACUUGCGCUGCAAAUGCGGAUUGUCGAGUUGUCAACCAUUCCCCAAUGUGCACUUGUGCUACGGGUUACACUGGCGACAGCUUUAAAGAUUGUCGUCCUAUUGCCCUUGCUGUUGAACCUAACAUCGCUCAACCGUCGACACCAUGUGAUCCUAAUCCCUGUGGUACUAACGCUCAAUGCAAAACGCAAAAUGGAGCCAUCAAUUGCGUGUGCCCGGCUGGUUACAUCGGUGAUCCUUACAGUUCAUGUCGACCCGAAUGCGUUCUCAACACAGAUUGCCCACGCGAUCAAAGUUGUUCGCGCAACCGGUGCAUCGAUCCUUGCCCUGGAACAUGUGGAAUUAAUGCCGACUGCAGAGUGGCUAAUCACAUCCCGGUUUGCGGUUGCAAAGAGGCAUUUACCGGCGAUCCCUACGAAUCCUGCCGUCCUAUACCUGCUAAACCUAUUCCAACACCAAACGUGGUCGAGAAACCUUGUGUGCCAUCACCGUGCGGACCCAAUAGCCAGUGUCGAGAGGUUGGCAAUGUUCCGGUGUGCUCAUGCCAACCAGGCUACAUGGGUGUCCCUCCGGAAUGCAGACCAGAAUGUGUUUCGAGCUCGGAAUGCCCGCCAUCGCUGGCCUGCAUCAAUUUCAAGUGUCAAGAUCCUUGUACUGGAACCUGUGGUCGCGAUGCGGAAUGCCGCGUACUGAAUCACAACCCAACUUGUGUAUGUCCAUCUGGAUGGACCGGAGAUCCUUUAACCGGUUGUUCUCCGAUUCCAACGUCCACACUCAACCCACUAGGAGAAGUAGCUACGCUACCUCCUCUCCCGCUCAAUCCUUGCACACCAACACCCUGUGGUCCAAACUCGCAAUGUCAAGUGGUUUCAGGCCAAGCGCAGUGCGGCUGUUUGGCAAAUAUGAUUGGCACUAGUCCCAAUUGUCGACCUGAAUGUAUCCUUGGCUCAGAUUGCCCAUCAACUAGCGCUUGCGUAAAUCAAAAAUGCGUUGAUCCUUGUCCGGGAACUUGCGGCUCCAAUUCCGAUUGUAGAGUCGUCAAUCAUUCUCCGAUUUGCACCUGCGCAUCUGGUUACACAGGCAAUGCCUUCGAUAACUGUCGACCCAUUCCUGUUGUUGGCGUACCGAAUGUAGUCGAACCACAACGACCUUGCGAGUCCCACCCUUGUGGCACAAACGCCCAAUGUAAAGAAUCACCAGGCGGCGGUGUCAAUUGCGUAUGCCCUGCCAAUUAUAUCGGUGAUCCGUAUAGCUCUUGUCGACCCGAAUGCGUUCUCAGCAGCGAUUGCCCUCGCGAUCAAACUUGUUCCCGCAAUCGUUGCGUGGAUCCUUGUGUCGGGGCUUGCGGCUCCAACAGCCAAUGCCGCGUAGCCAAUCAUGUUCCAGUCUGCUCGUGCGUUCAGGGUUUCCAUGGAGAUCCUUACUCAUCAUGCCAACCUAUCCCUGUCGAGUCCCGACCCAUCGAUCCUACACCAUCGGAAAAGCCUUGCGUCCCAUCGCCAUGCGGCCCCAACAGCCAAUGUCGCGGCGUGGGUAACGUGCCGGUUUGCUCUUGUCUCUCGGGCUACAUGGGUAUUCCACCAGAGUGCCGGCCUGAGUGCGUGACAAGCGCCGAGUGCGCCCCGAUGCAUGCCUGUGUCAACUCUAAAUGCCAGAACCCUUGUCUGGGUACUUGUGGACUCAACUCGGAGUGUAAGGUCAUCAACCACAACCCGGUUUGCACCUGCCCAUCUGGUUGGACCGGUGAUCCAUUCACGCAGUGUCGAAUCAUUCCCACCUCUGUACCUUCACCUGUAGUGGAUGAAUCUACUUUACGGCCUAUCCCACCGAACCCAUGCAAUCCACCGCCUUGCGGCUUGAACGCUCAGUGCCAAGCUGUUGGUGGUGUCGCACAGUGCGCUUGCCUUGCCGGCAUGAUCGGCUCGGUACCCAAUUGCCGUCCAGAAUGCGUCAUUAGUUCCGACUGUCCAUCGAAGGAGGCCUGUGUCAACCGAAAAUGUGUUGAUCCUUGCCCAGGCACCUGCGGCGCCAAUUCUGAAUGUCGUGUUGUCAACCACGCUCCAUCGUGCUCGUGUCGCGAGGGUUUCACCGGCAACGCAUUUGCCGAUUGCCGGCCAGUCCAAGCUGUCGCCGAAGUAAAUCCGCCAGUUCCGCCGCGUCCAUGUGAUUCACAUCCAUGUGGUCCUAACGCCCAUUGUCGUGUAAAUCCGAAUAGCGGAUCGGCGGCUUGUGUAUGCCCGCCCGACUAUGGUGGAGAUCCUUACAUCUCAUGCCGGCCGGAAUGUGCCGCUAAUUCAGACUGUCCGCGCCAUCGUACUUGUCUCAAUAACCGAUGCGUUGAUCCUUGCGCUGGCGUUUGCGGCCUCGAAUCUCUUUGUCGCGUCGUUAACCAUCUACCCGUCUGUGGUUGCCCUCAAGGCUACACGGGUGAUCCGUACAGCCUGUGUCGGCCGAUUCCUGUCACGAUCGCCCCUACGACGGCACCUUCAGUAGUCGAACCUUGCAAUCCGUCGCCAUGUGAGGUUAACAGUCGUUGCGAGGUAUCUCCAUCCGGAGGGCCUGUCUGCGUCUGUUUGCCGGGCUUCACCGGUUCUGCUCAGUUGGGUUGUCGGCCAGAGUGUCUCUCUAAUUCAGAGUGCCCAGCUGGUCUCAGCUGUGUCAAUCGGCGCUGUCGGGAUCCUUGUCCGGGACUUUGCGGAAACAAUGCUCAAUGUUCCGUUGCCAGUCAUAUGCCGUUCUGCAACUGCCCACCAGGAUUCACGGGUGAUCCGUACAGUAGCCGCGGUUGCCAGAUCAUACCUUGUAAGAUUUAGAUGAUGUUCAAAAUCAUUAGCAAAAUAUUGGCAUUCAAAAAUCGAAUUCUCUUAAUAACCAAUCCGUUAAUUUUUACGAUAAAUUCAGCGGCCAUACCGCCACCUUUAGCCGAAUCGGCAACACUGCGACCACUUCCUCCCAAUCCGUGCAGUGCGCACCCAUGCGGUGCCAACAGUAUCUGCCAGGUAGUCCACAAUACAGCACAAUGCGCCUGUAUGGCUGGCAUGAUCGGCAUUUCGCCGAGUUGUCGUCCUGAAUGCGUUGUAGCUUCUGAUUGCCCAGCCAGGCGAGGUUGUGUUAAUCAGAAAUGCGUGGAUCCAUGCCCGGGUACUUGUGGCCCGAACUCCGACUGUCGAGUGAUCGACCACUCGCCUGUCUGUUUCUGUCGUCCAGGAUUCACGGGCAAUGCGUACGCAGCUUGUCGGCCAUUACCCGUCGUUGUUGAACCUUCGGUUGUUGAGCCGACGAAGACCGGCUGCACUCCGUCGUUCUGCGGUGUGAACGCCGAGUGCCGCGACGUAAGUGGCUCCCCUGAAUGCAUCUGUCCGCCAAACUAUGUCGGUGACCCAUACAGCUCGUGUCGCCCAGAAUGCGUCUUGAAUACUGACUGCCCCCGUGACCGUACCUGCGUACGAAAUCGCUGUGAAAAUCCUUGCACGGACGCUUGUGGCCCCAAUGCUGAAUGUCGUGUAGCUAAUCACGCUCCAGUCUGUGUCUGCCAGCCGGGUUUUGAGGGCAAUCCAUUUUCAUCUUGUCAACCCGUCCCUGCUGUAGGAGAACCGGGUACCAUCGACCGAGAAGAUUUUUGCAACCCGAAUCCUUGUGGAGUCAAUGCCGAAUGCAGAAAGCAAGGCGUUAAAGACACCGUCUGCGUCUGCUUGCCCGGUUUGAUAGGCGAUCCUUACGUUUCAUGUAAACCAGAGUGCCUUACCAACGCGGAUUGUUCCAACAACAUGGCUUGCAUUGCCCAGAAAUGUAAAGAUCCUUGCCCAGGGGCUUGCGGUGUCGAUGCUCGUUGUCAAGUAACAGGCCACAACCCAGUUUGCUCAUGUCCUAAUGGCUACGCUGGUGAUCCGUUCGUUAAAUGCCAGCCUAAACCAGUUGCGAUCGGAACACCGGUUGUCAAACCCGAAUGCGAAGUCGAUCCUGAUUGCCAGACUACUCAGGCCUGUAUUGAACAACGUUGUAUCGAUCCGUGCAUCCAACGGCCAGGCAUUUGCGCCCCUAACGCCGAAUGCCGAGUUAUCCAACACCGGCCCGUCUGUGUCUGCGCUGAAGGGUUUACAGGCAAUCCACAAGUCCAAUGUUUCCAAGGUAAGCUUUGUAUCUUAAUGUUUACAUUCAUUGAAUUCUCUAAAACAAAAUGUUUCUAUUGGAUUUCAGUUGGUUGCCGAUCCGAUUCCGAUUGUCCUUCGAACGAAGCUUGCGUUAACCGCCAGUGUAAGGAUCCAUGCGUUUUUGAAACGUGCGGUACCAACGCCCUGUGCCGUGUUAAUGCCCAUCGACCGCAGUGCUUCUGUCCUGAACGCCAUGAAGGCGACCCCUACCGUGCCUGUCGUCAACCCGAGUGUCUCGUCGAUAAUGAUUGUCCGAGCACGUUGGCUUGUCGUGAAAAGAACUGCCGUGACCCAUGCAAUUGUCCACCAGAUACGAAAUGUACCGUCAUCAAUCACGUACCUAGAUGCUCUUGCCCGGCUGGAUAUAAGGGAGAACCGAACACAACCAGAGGAUGCUACCUACCAGAAGAGCAAGCGGUAAUUAAAGGUGGUUGUACGACCGACGGAGAGUGUCCUAGUAAACACGCCUGUUUCAACGGUGAAUGCGUCAACCCGUGCACCGUCAUCAAACCGUGCGGAGUGAACGCCCAGUGUUUGGUCAUCGAUUCGCUUCCGCUAAGAACAAUGACUUGUCAAUGUCUACCUGGUUAUUUUGGAAAUCCAAAUGUCGAGUGUCGCAGCGUUCCAAUCGAAGAUCCAGGAUGCCGUUCCGACGACAAUUGCCCGGACAAUCAGAGCUGCCGCAAUCGUCAAUGCGUUAGCCCUUGCGCAGUGGCCAAUCCUUGCGCCAAUAACGCCAUCUGCACGGUGGUCGGACAUCAGCCCAAGUGUACUUGUCCUGAAGAUUUCACCGGCAAUCCCAACAUCAACUGCUAUCAAGCUAAUCCACGUCCUGCCCGUUUCUGUUUGGCCGACGUGGACUGCAAUAACAUCAACUCGUGCUUAGACAGUCAAUGCCAAAAUCCGUGCUUCGUAGCCAAUCCUUGUCCUCCCACCGCCGACUGCAAACCGUUUGAGCGUCAGACCUAUUGUCACUGCCCCAACGGUACCAAAGGCAAUCCUUGGAGCCGAUGCGACGCAGUUCCCAAGGUGGACGUCGAAUGUCGAUCCGAUCCUGAGUGCCCAUUGGACAAAGCUUGCGAACAACAAGUUUGUCAAGAUCCUUGCGUCAUCGGCAAUCCUUGCGGUGACAAUGCCGUCUGUCGUACCCAACAACAUCGACCGGUUUGCUUCUGCCCCGAUGGCUGGGGUGGUGAUCCACAAAUCAAAUGCUUCCGACCUGAAUGUGAGAGAGACGAUGAUUGUCCAUCUGAUCGAGCCUGCAUUACUGGCAAGUGUUUGAAUCCAUGCGUCUUCGGUGGCAGCCAAUGUGGUACCAACGCGUUAUGCCGCGUCACUCUCCAUCGUCCGCAAUGCUACUGCCCGGCUGGUAUGCAAGGCAAUCCAACCGUCAUUUGCAUCCCUGUCGGAUGUCAGAGUCACGACGAUUGCGCCACAGAGGAAGUUUGCGAUCGACUCAACCGCGUCUGCGUUAAGGUCUGCGAAACAAUCGCUUGCGCUCCAACAGCCAAUUGUACUGGCAGAGACCAUCAAGCAAUAUGCGAUUGCCCUCCAGGCCAGCGUGGAAAUCCAUUCGUUCGCUGCAUUGAAGAUACACCCAUCGUUACAGUCAGUCCACCUCGUCCUGAAUGUCGCUCAGACCCUGAAUGUCCCAGCAAAGAGGUCUGCAUCAGUAACAAAUGCGUCAAUCCCUGUAGUGUCAAUCCCUGCGGCGACACUGGACAACUUUGCAGCGUGGUAGACAGCACCCCGUUGCGUACUGUGGUAUGUCAAUGUCCACCGGACAGCUUCGCGGACGAAAACAGCCGUUGUAUCUCUGCAGUGACAGGCGAAUCACCAUCUCAAGUGACCGGCUGUAAGGCUGACGACGAAUGUCCUGCUGAAGAGGCUUGCCGUAAUGGUAUUUGCGAAAGUCCUUGUGACUGUGCCCCUGACUCCAUCUGUCGUGUCAUCAACCGCAAACCAGUCUGCGCUUGUCGUGAAGGAAUGACUGGUGACCCAUUGGUAGCCUGCUACAAAGUGGGAUGCACCGUAGACGAAGAAUGUCCUGGAACACAUGCUUGCGUCAAUGGGCAGUGUAAACCUGUCUGCUCACCGGCCACGUGCGAAAGUGGAUCGGUUUGUCAAGGAAUUAACCACAAGCCCGUGUGUGAAUGCCCACCUGGAACGAAGGGCAAUCCGAAUGCCGGCUGCAAAGCGAUUGGCUGCACCAACUUGAAAGAUUGUCCAACUGAUCGAGCCUGUUUCAACGGUGUUUGCACUGAUCCUUGCUCAAUGCCCAAUGCUUGUGCCGUCGACCAGGAAUGUAAACCAUUCAACCAUACGGCUGUCUGCGAUUGCCCACCUGGUUUCCAAGGGUCACCUGAAACAGCUUGUACCCGCGUUGAUAUCGAAUUGGGAUGCAGAGCCGAUACGGACUGUCCUUCUCUAGAAGCCUGCAUCAACCGCGAAUGCAAAGAUCCCUGCGAGGCUCUCAAACCUUGCGCUCCAUCGGCCGUCUGUGAAGUCAAACCCACAUCGCCGUACCGUACCAUGGUGUGUGUCUGCCCACCUGGAACGACCGGCUAUGCUGCGAUUGAAUGCGUCAAAGUCGCCAUCCCUGAAGUCGAAGAAGAAUGUGAGGUUACCGAGGGUUUCAUUAAGAUGCCAAACGGCACAUGCGUUUGCGAUCCGCUGAGGAAUCUGGUCCAGGCCCCCAAUGGAACUUGCAUUUGUGAUCCCGAAAAGGGUCUAGUUGAAGGCCCAUCGGGAGUCUGCGUCAGCCCAGUUUUAUUGCCGGAGUGCGUUAGCAAUGAUGAUUGCCCCGAUGACAAGUACUGCAACUCCACCUGUCGCGAUCCUUGCGCCGAACGAAUCUGCAAUCCCAACUCAGAAUGCCGUGCCACUGAACAUCGGGCCGUUUGUGUUUGCAUCCGUGGUCAUGCCUAUAAGGAUGAUGAAUCUGGUUGCGUUCCUGAAAGAACACCGUUACGUACCGACUUCCCGCGCCCAGAAAUUGUUGUCAACUGUCUGGCUGAUGGCGUUCAGGUCGACAUUCAUAUCGGCACAGCUGGUUUCGAUGGCGUCCUUUACGUCAAGGGACAUUCCAAAGAUGAAAACUGUCGCCGCGUACUCGAUGCCAAACGUGAUGUGGGCAGCAUUGAUUAUAAGGUUCGAUUUGACACCUGCGGAUUGGUACUAGAAAACGGAGAGGCUUCCUUCAUUCUGGUCAUUCAGAAACAUCCCAAACUGAUGACAUUUAAAGCCCAGGCGUACCAAGUUCGCUGCGUCUACGAUACACCUGAGAAAACCGUUACGGUUGGCUUCAAUGUUUCGAUGUUGACGACUGCCGGUACGAUUUCCAAUACCGGCCCACCACCUGUGUGUACCAUGAAGAUCUGCCUGCCUUCAGGACAGGAAGUGCGCAGUGCCGUUAUCGGAGACACGCUCAUGCUCAAAGUUGAAGUCCAGCCUAUUGGUAUUUACGGAGGCUUUGCCCGUAGCUGUUACGCUGUGACUGACAACAAUAACACUCAUUUGGUCACGGACGAGAACGGAUGCCCCACUGAUCCCACUAUAUUCGGAGCCUGGACACAGCAUCCAGAAACAAGAACUCUCGUCUCCACUUUCAACGCAUUUAAAUUCCCGGCCAGCGACAACAUUCGCUUCCAGUGCAACAUCCGCGUCUGCUUUGGCAGAUGCCAACCGGUCAAUUGCGAUGGAGUUGACGCUUAUGGGCGUCGUCGCCGUCGUCAAGCAGAUACCGAAUAUCUCACACCAAGAACAACCAACUUGACCGAAGUGGAAAUUCGCGAAUCAGUUAUUGCCGGCCAACUGCGUGAAGAGAUCAUGGUCCAAUCCAAUUCUAUUUUGGCAUUAGAUCGUGGUGGAGAGGAGAGAUUCAGUGCACCAACAGAAGCACCCGACGUCGUUCGCCAGGAAGUCUGCGUCUCAACCAUGGGUUUUAUCAUCGCGCUCAUUAUUACUGCGCUAUUGGCACUCGUAGCCGUCGCUGUUGCAGUGUCCUGCUGGUUGAUGGCCUACCGGAGGCGACCCAAGAUUGACGGACCUCUUCCCCAUCCGGCGGAAUUUCCAAAUCCACUCUUUACGACGCCAGAACCACUGGCUGAGCCAUCCCCGGAUUAUCUUUCCUAAAGAAUCCAGCUUGACGGCUUCUAGAAUUGUGUCAAUUUCCAUAGGAAAAAUGGAGUUUCAAAGAAUUGUUUUAUCUUUAAAAAGAAAAUCGAAUUUUAGCAGCUUCGCAAAAAAGUGAAAGGCCAUAUGUCAGAAAAAUGAAAAAAAAAAAAAAAAAGGUUUGACGAUUGAGGAAGCAUCGUCAGUCGCCCAGUGUAACUUGGGAGUUCAACCCAUUUGUAAUGAUUUGUUGUACAGCCACUCACUCAUUUGCAUUAUACAGCAGUUCGAGAGUGAUGUCGAAUUAACGAAACUUCCACAGUUAACUGGGCGGUGGUUGUAAGUAAACCUUCUACAUUUAUUGUCGUGUGCAUUUUAUUAUUUUUUUAACGCUGUUGCAUACAAUGAUUUUGAUUUUUUUUUUUUAACUUACAUUCCCCCGAAUUCUUAAAAAAAUUGGGUGGUGCAGGUCACGCUCGGUCACCUCUUUGUCUCCUUGGUGACCCUUGGUGCUUAAAUUCUUUUUGUUUUGUUUUUUAUUUUCGGAAGGAAUUCUUUGCUGCUUCUUUCCCUCCCGAUUUCUUUAUGCAACUCUUAUUGUCAGUCCAAUUAAUUAACUAUUCGAUGACUCACGCUAGAUUUAAGUCCAACUGUUUUCUUCAUUACAAUAAACUGUGCUAAUCCACUGGAGGGACAUCUGUGGCAAUAACCUCGUCUUUGUACUGUGACGCCGUAUUGUAUUUUAUUGUUUUAUUCGUCGUGGAACAUACUGCUAAAACCCAGUGCGCUUUUUUUAAAACGUUUAACUUGUGUUAAUGAAUUUGCCUUAUCUUCUUCUGCAAUUUGUAUAAACCAAGAUUAAGGUGAACAAAUACAAUUAUGUUGUUAUUAAUAAUAAAUCGGUCUGUACUGUACUGUACAUCUAUCUGUGAGUACUGUGAGAUUGAACAGAGACCAACAAAGUGAAACCUCGUCGCCGAAAUGUGGCAUUGGCAGGUGGCGGCACAGCCAGGUCAGCCGCACAGGACCCUACGGUUUCUAUGUUGUUGUUGAGUUUGUUGGUGCUCUACUGAUUGACGGUUGCGUUACAGUAGGUAAGAAGAGUGAUCGACCCAAUAAGCAGAAAUUUCAGAGAUGAAAAAAGAUUCAUGCUUCGUGGGGCGCGUCAAGUGGCAAAUCAGACGAAUCAGGAUUCGUAUGAUCAUCGAUCCUCGGAUGACAGUGGACUCAGUCGUGCAGAUGUAUACUAACAGUUCAGUUUUGUUUCUAUAAGGUGAAAAGGAAAAAUUUUCAGCCUUCUGAAAUCACCAUGGCAAUUAUCUGCCCUAUCGACAUUUCAGCCACAUUCACACAUCGACCAUGUCACUCUUUAAAAUGUACAAAAAGGUUUGGUUCUCAAUUCAGGUAAUAAUCCUAGUUACUCAACUUUACAUUGUUAAAGGUAAUAAAACAAUUGUAAUUUUUGAACUGACAAAUAAAAAAUUAUUUUGAGAUUUGUGAAAAUUUCAAUCAGCAGUCUCCAGUGAUAUCGGUCCUGAUACCGUAAUUUACCAGCUCUUUACCAG